AGCGCCGCGAGAAAAAUGGCUACUGACCUCUGGCGGCACUGUAUAGCAGCAGCUCAGAACUGCUUCAUGGUAUGGAUGGUACUGGUGAGGGAGCGAUGCUGGCCUGGUCACGAGCCGGAGGGCUCUUGUGUACGACCCCUUUGCUUCACAAUUUACUGGCGAGGGCAUUUUUCGCCCGCUCCGUUGCCUGUCAUUGCCUACUCGUCUGGACUUGCGAUGCAAAGGUUUUGAGAAAUUGAGUAGAGC
Schizophyllum commune H4-8 is the source of this 246-nucleotide messenger RNA. RefSeq lists its product as uncharacterized. The transcript has 3 exons. The annotation marks the transcript as partial. The record is from RefSeq and is a predicted model, not a curated record. Lineage: Eukaryota; Fungi; Basidiomycota; Agaricomycetes; Agaricales; Schizophyllaceae.